This is a messenger RNA of Protopterus annectens (West African lungfish), 2701 nucleotides long. It is a transcript of the gene GPLD1, whose product is annotated as glycosylphosphatidylinositol specific phospholipase D1. Lineage: Eukaryota; Metazoa; Chordata; Ceratodontiformes; Protopteridae. The record is from RefSeq and is a predicted model, not a curated record. Gene Ontology annotation, cellular component: extracellular region; extracellular matrix. The coding region runs from base 101 to 2587 and encodes 828 amino acids. Gene Ontology annotation, molecular function: GPI anchor phospholipase D activity. The transcript has 26 exons.
GUGCAUAAUAACAGAAGAUAACCGCAAGACUUCAAAGGUUGUAGUUCUGUUAAAGGCAGCAUAAAAGCAUUUUUCACUGCCUAGGACUCAUUUUGUCAGGAUGUCUUGCUUACACACAUGGCUUCAUGCAUUCACCCUAAGUUUUAUACUGUGGAAAACCUGCAAUGCAUGUGGAAUCUCUACUCAUACCGAAAUAGGUCACAGAGCUCAGGAAUUCUUCAAUGAAAAUGAAGGUGGAGUUAACUAUAAAGAGCUGAUCCAGAAACACCUGGAUGCCUAUCAGGCGGGAGCCCUUUAUCCAGAUUCAUUUUAUCCAAUAAUAUGCAAAAGUGGUAAGUUCCAUCAGGUGUCAGAAGAUACCCACUGGACUCCUUUUCUGAAAGUGAUGAUUAAUUAUAUCAGGAACAAUUAUCCCAAGCCUUGGGACACGGGUACAGAGAAAUUGGUGGUAUUCCUGCUUGGGAUUGCCUCUCAUAUGGUAUCAGAUGUUACAUGGCACAACCUAGGGAUCAAGCAAGGAUUCCUGUAUGCAAUGGGUGCAGUGGAUUUUCAUGGGUCAUUCUCUCAAGCACACACCGCUGGUGAUUUCGGGGGAGAUGUGAUUGCCCUAUAUCAGCUCAACUUUGACUAUGUUCAAAAGGCAUGGUAUGUACCUGUUAAAGACCUGGUGGAAGUUCACAAGGAAUACUAUGGACAUCAAAUGGUCGAUGAAGCUACAAUCACUGAGUGUUCUUCCUUCCAGUACCUGGGGCUCAUGGCUGAACAGCUACUCAUUGACAAGCUUUUCCCAAUGUAUGCCAAAAAAUCCCUGUUCUUAGUAGACCGUUACUCUGAAUAUUUUUUUGGUGGAGUAGAUGAUAUGGCAUAUUGGACAACAAAAGUGAUGAGACAAACUGUCAAGAUGCUGGAAAAUGGAACCGGGGAAUGCUCCCUUCCAGAGAAUCCCCUCUUCAUUGAUUGUGAAGGGAAAAAGCAAGACAAUUAUAUGGAAAAGAAAUCAGAAAUGAGUUCUGUUUUGUAUAUAAAUUCAUCUUUUAUAAACAUGAUGCCAGUUUUGAAAGUUGUACCUGCAGAAAGAGGAGUAUACUUUGAGCUACAGACUUGGGCAAAGGACACUAUGCAGUAUGCAGAAAAGAGUAGCAUCAUGGAAACUGUGAAUUCUCUUCUGGACUAUUGGAAUAUAUUUUCCAGAAAUACCAAUGAGCUAACAGCUUCAUAUUAUGUAACAACUCCUUAUGCCCGGCUAGGAUGGACAAUGAUUACAGCUGAUCUAAACCAGGAUGGUUAUGAAGAUUUGGUGAUUGGUGCUCCUGGGUACAGCCAACAAGGCAACAUUCAUUUAGGACGGAUCUAUGUUGUGUAUAACACAGGGGAUGGUUUGCCAUCUGAUUCCAUGGAUCUCGAUAUAAAAGCGGAUGUGAUUCUGGAAGGUCUUGAGCCCUCAGGCCGUUUUGGAUCAUCCGUGGCUGUGCUUGACUUUAAUAGAGAUGGAAUAAUGGACAUAGCAGUUGGAGCGCCCUCUGUAGGAGCACCUGAUAGGACUUACAAUGGACAUGUGUAUGUGUAUUUUGGAAGUAGAGAACGUGGCCUUGGCAUUCAGAAUAAACCAAGCAUUGUAAUUAAUUGUUCGGAAACAUUUUGUAAUCUGGGCUGGAAACUGCUUGCUGCAGAUAUGGAUAAAGAUGGUGCAGAUGAUCUAGUGACAGCCUCCCCUUACUCACCUGGGGGAGGAUCCCAGAGAGGAAUGGUUGCUGCAUUCUACUCCAAAACAAAUGUAAAAGGGCUCUUAACAAUACAGGAUGCAGACUGGAUAGUGACAGGAGAGCAUGAUUAUUCCUGGUUUGGUUACUCACUUCACUGUGAUGAACUGGAGGGUAGAACUUUGCUUGUGAUCGGAAGUCCCUCUUGGAGAAUCUGCAAGAAUCUGGAUUGCUCAUUCUCAACUGAUGAUAUACAGAAUGUGGGAAAGAUAUAUGGCUUUUAUCCUCCAAAAAGAGUGCCUGAAUUUGCUGUUUUAGGAAACAAGGAAGGAGCUCGAGUGGGAUCAUCAAUUGCCUCUGGGCAUGUUUUAGUGGACGGUGCGCAAAGAAGAGUGCUGCUGGUUGGCGCCCCUACAUAUGAUUCAAUUUCUGUCUCCCAGGCUGGGCAAGUUUUGCUUUAUGAGCUGACAGCUGAUAAGGGUAUUUCUCAGAUCAGUACCUUCACUGGGGACAAAGAGAUAUCCCGGUUUGGAGAAGCAGUUCACCUCUCUGAUCUGGACAAUGAUGGAACAGAUGAUGUAAUUAUCACAUCACCAAUAAGAGCAAAAGAUGGAAUAAUAAUCUCAGGGGAAGAGGAAGGACGUGUCUAUAUUUUUAAUGGAACGACAUUAACAACAGACUGCAAGAGGGCACACAGAUCUUGGAUUUCUUCAUGUCCCCAAGCCAAGGCACAAUAUGAGCUAAAACCACUAAAUGUAAAAUCAAGAUUUGGGAAUGCUGUGGUUUCUGUAAAAUCAAAGACAAAGAAUCAGGUUCUUGUGGCAGCAGAAAGAAGUUCAAUGCAGGGUCAUCGACUGACUGGUGCUGUUCACCUCUACUCAUUCUGACCUAUGUGAAAUGGAAAUAUCUAACAAUACAACAAGCAACUUGAGUGUAUUUUGACUAACUACAGAAAUUUUGAAAUUAAUGUAUAAAUAAUUAAAUAAAGAAAUAAAGAAUCA